AUGUUCACCAACAUUAUUGCUACUGGACAGUAUGCAUGGGCACCAUCGGCUGGAAUCCAUCAUGAUGAUAAUGUUGGUGUUGCUGAGGAUCCAAAUGUCAAUGAUGAACAACCUGAUUUGGAAGAAGGAAGCGGUGAUUCAGAAGAGGAUAGAAUUCUAAAUUUCACCGAUGAUGUGUGCAACAUGGUUAGAUGGGUUAAUAUGUCAAGAGUAGCAACACACGCAACAAUGAAAAUAGAAAAGAAAGACAACGUCUUGACGUUCAAUCAGGGAAAAAAAAGUUCUGGAAUUGGGAUGCAGCUACUAUCACGGUUUGAUAACAUGGUUGACAAUAUGUCAAAUAAUAGUGAUUCCACAUCUAUAUAUAAAGAUAAGAAAGGGUGUAGUAUUUUUGAGGUUAUGAUUGAGCUGCACUCAAUAGAAGGAGUUCAUAUUGGUGAUGAUUUUCAUUCGUUUGUUACUGAGUUCUAG
Populus euphratica (Euphrates poplar) is the source of this 471-nucleotide messenger RNA. RefSeq lists its product as uncharacterized. Lineage: Eukaryota; Viridiplantae; Streptophyta; Magnoliopsida; Malpighiales; Salicaceae. The transcript has a single exon. The coding region runs from base 1 to 471 and encodes 156 amino acids. The record is from RefSeq and is a predicted model, not a curated record.